This is a messenger RNA of Amphibalanus amphitrite, 3289 nucleotides long. RefSeq lists its product as uncharacterized. Lineage: Eukaryota; Metazoa; Arthropoda; Thecostraca; Balanomorpha; Balanidae. The transcript has 2 exons. The record is from RefSeq and is a predicted model, not a curated record. Bases 277 to 1035 code for a protein of 252 amino acids.
GGAAUAGAGCCCCGGGGCGGCGCACGGCGCUGUCGAUCGCUCCGCCGUCCGUCGUCACCGCGGGUGACACAGAGCGUGUAAAAAUACCCACGGCGCCGGACCGCGGAGGGAAGGGAGGGGCGCCACCUCACCUCCGGGACGGACGGACAGACAGACGCCGCGGGCUAUUGGCUAGGUCAGUGACGGAGGGACGGCCGCCACAGGAGUCGCCCCAGCAGCGCCGCGAGACCCUGCAUUGGCAGAGAAAAGAGACCACGCCGAAGAUCAGCCCCGAAGAUGUCUUCCUACCGUCGGCCGAGGCACCACACCUACGACUACAACUACAAGGUGGGCGAGAGCAGCUACCGCGACAUGCUCGAUUACCUGGACAAGAAGGAAGGCCGCCGCGCGCCCAGUCCUCCUCCCGGAAAGAAAACGUUUGCGGAGCGCUUCGCCGAGCGUCCCUUCUACGGCGAGCCGCGCCCGCUCAAACUGCACCAGAGCGAUCUCCUGGCUCCCGAGCGCCGUAUCUCGGAGCGUCCCUCCUCUGAGCGGCGAGCCACAGAGCGUCCCUCCGCAGACCGAUGGGCCAGCGACGCUGCCGACAGGACAGCCGGGCUGUCUCCGCGGCCGGAGCGACGGCGCGUGCUCGACGACAUGCCGCUGCUCUCAGAGCGCACCAGCAAACCGGCUGCUAACGAAGAGGCCCUGGAGAUGGAUCCCGAGGAGCUGAUCGCCUCGAUCCGCCGCGGCCGCGCCAAGCGAAUGGAACUGCUCAGUUCUCUGGAGGCCGAGUCGGCAGCGGAGGGCGCGGAGGAGAGCAGCGCGGCCCGUCGUCGGAGGGCGCCGCGGCUGGACUCCGAGGAGCCCGAGGAGCCCCUCUCCAGCCGGCUGCGGAGCCUGGCGCUCACAGACGACAAAGAGCAGGAGGGCACCGUGGCCUCGCGCGCCGCCGCAUCCAGCAGCUCGUCCUACUCGCUAUCCACCAAGCGCAGCGUCUCGUCCAAGAUGCAGAGCUCAUCCAGCAAAACCACACGCUCAGUGCAUUACGAUUAGGAGUUUGUUCUAACGCCGCACACCCUGAGUCCAGACAGGACAGGAGCGCGGCAAGGGGAGGGACUGGGGACCGUAAAUUAGGCUGACAAAGAAGUCACUUAAAGGUCAAGGAAAGCAGCACACAGGGAACGAAAUGCAUUGGUGUGAGAUAGUCUUUUCAGAGAGAUCUUGUAUGUAUGUGCAAAUGUAGAACCUAGACAAUGUGAGCAUUGUGAAAACUUUUCAAGAAAAAUAAUGAUGGGAUUUGGGAACAUAUGAGAUGAUAAGGGCAUCAUAGGCUAAGUAAAGAUGCAAUGCAAAGUGAUAGAUGUUUCUGUGCUGUUUUAUAUAAGCAUAAUAUAAUAGUUUACAGUUAUAAAACAGUCACCUUUCGUUGAAAUGCAUGGAACGGUGAUAGACCGUUCUUUACUGAGUUGAAAUAGCCAUUUGUUUGUUAUACAUACUUGAAAUAAAUGGGUGAAUUUAAUUUCUUCGUUAACUUUGUAACUUGGAAUAGUUUAUUUAAAAGUAUUUUGGGUGCUGUUUGCUUCAUUGCAUUUGAUAUCGCACAAAACAUUUGUUACGUGCGGCGAUAAGAGCCUAUCAUUAAACACCUUAACCCGCGCCCCGUUGGGCUCUGCCGAGCAACGCGCCCGGUUGGGGGGGGGGGCAUUUUGGCCCCCCCCCCCUAAGAUCUCGAGAACCACGCAACAUAGCGACAAGCGGUAAACGGCGUUGGAUAGCUCCAACGGGGAACUACCUUGUGACCCAAUUUUAUUGACCUAGGUCAAACCGAUGACGUCACAGGUCAGGUCAAAGGUCCAAUUUUCACCGUUUACAGGCACUUCAAGAAAUGCGUUGUAAAAUCGAGUAAAAUGCAUUUCAUUGAAAAUCAUCGAUGGGGAAAUGUACUUCAAACACAUAUUUUGCUAUUUGAGGUCACUGAUACCAGGUCAGGUCACAGAGGUCAGGUCACGGGGGGGUCACAAUAUGAAAGUGUCGUGUGAUACAUGUUUUAUGGUCCAUUUUACAUGACAAAUGCGAUUAUAUGGGUCAGGCAGCCUUUGGGGCCAGCUUAGAUCACGUUUUGGUCAAGGUCAGGUCAAGGUCAGGUCAAGGUCAGGUCAAAUUAGGUCAAAUUUCAAAGUUAAUAUUUUUGCAUAAAAUGGGUAUGGAAUCGAUGCAGCUCGUCACGGGGAGUUCAAUGGUGGUCUUUGUUUUGCCGUACGAGGUCUAGAAUUGCUAAAAAUUGAGUUCAAAAAUUUGACGUCAUCAUUUUUGAACAGUUUUUUUCGCUAUAACUUGGCCAAAAAACGAGAUAUCGAUCUGAAAUUUGGUAUGUAUAUAGAAGAGCGCUGGGACUAUCACAUAUAUUCCGGUUUUUUCGAAAUUCGGAAAAUUUUUGGAUUUUUUCAAAGUUUUUCUAAAAAAAUCAAUUUUUUGAUUGUUUUAGGUCAAAAACCAAAAAUUUUGAAAAUCCGAGAUAGCAGUUUUGUAGCGCCGCCUUUUGUCUACUAGACCAUAUAGAGAACUUUGAAAUUGCUUGAUAACUGUAGAUUUGGUGAGCGUUUCAAGAUUGCAUGUUUUUUGCUCAUUUUUGCUCGAACAUGACCUCAGUUUGACCUCAAUAACUCCUGACCUAAGGUGACUUAAGACUUGAAAUUUGGUGUGAAGGUGUCAAAUUGAUGCCCGGGAAGGUACUGAAAAUUUGGCGGCGCUGCGCGCCGCCGUUUUCUUGCUAUUCAGGAAAAACCACAGGGGGGGCCAAAAUGGCCCCCCCCCAACGGGGCGAGGGUUAAGGCACGCAGCAUUUUACAGUUCAUCAUAGCCGGCAGUAUGUCCAGCAUCUAAAUAUUCUAAAAAGAUUUGUACUUACGUGGUGAGGACACGCUGAAAUUUGAAAGGAGUAAGCCCACUCAUUUCCAUAUAAUCCUUAACUCUAUACGAAUCGCUGACAAUUUUGACCUUCAGCUUGUCCCCGGCACAGUAUAACCGUGGACAGGUUGUGCAACACGCCCGGUUAGAUUACCGAGGAGCGACAGCUGCCCGGGCUGGCAGCGUCAGGCUCGCUGGACCAGCGAGAUUAUCUGACUGGCGGCAUUGGUCUGUCGGCGGUCAGCCCGGCCAGGCCCAUAUACAGAGUCCACCGGCAAGGUCGAUAUGACAUGUCACAUGUGUAAUACCUGCUUACCAGCGCUGUGCUCAGGAGGCGACCGACGGUGAUGAUGGCUGAGCGUUGUAAAAUGAUUCAUUACACUUGUUUGGAAUGACAAUC